Arachis duranensis is the source of this 2537-nucleotide messenger RNA. RefSeq lists its product as uncharacterized. Bases 583 to 2334 code for a protein of 583 amino acids. The record is from RefSeq and is a predicted model, not a curated record. Lineage: Eukaryota; Viridiplantae; Streptophyta; Magnoliopsida; Fabales; Fabaceae. Gene Ontology annotation, biological process: cortical microtubule organization. The transcript is spliced from 5 exons. Gene Ontology annotation, cellular component: cortical microtubule.
CCAAACCAUCCAUGAAAGAUUGAAAACACGUAACGUAGUCUUCAAGUGAUAGUAACAUCAAACGGAAUCUAUUCUCUCUCUCACUCCACGCUUUCCCCAUUUUCCACUCCAAACUUCUCCCUAAUUACCAUAAUGCCACUCCCUCCCCUCUCCUUUCUUCUCUUUUCAGUCUUCACUCUCACUCCCUCCCUUUCUUCACAACAAAUCGAACUUUCUGGAACCUCAAUCUCUGUGCCUUCUCCUUCUCUUUCUCCUUCGAGCUUAAGCUUACACCACCUCCUUCUCUGAACCUCGCGCUACGUUAACAUUGCUUAUUUUCUUCCCUAUUUUGAACUAUUAUUUAUUUAUUUAUUUAUUAUUCUUUUAGCAUUUGGCGUAUAAAGUGUUAUCGGUUGGUGUGAGGGUGAGAGGGUUUGGUGAAGUGAACAAGGGAACUAAGUUAGGUUCUUUGGUUGCAGCUUAAUCAUUAAUAAUUCAUUAUUGUUUUUAUUUCGAUCCCUAAUUAUUAUUACUGCACAGUUUGAAGUUUCGAGUGUUGGAGUUUUCGAUUUUUUAUUUUUUAAAUUUUUUUUUUGGUUGGGGAUGAAUCGGAGUGGUUUCAGGGGUCAUGAAAUGCAGAUGCAAGCUGCGUUUAACCAGAGGCACCACCAAUUGGGGGUGUUGAGGUCUUCUUCGGUGAUGAUGAAGGACAGGGACGAAGAACUCGCCUUGUUCCUUGAGAUGAGGAAACGCGAGAAGGAGCGAACCGAUUCGCUGCUUCGCGCCUCUGAUGAACUCCAUGCUGACGCACCCUUAGGGUCGAACCCGGGAACAUCUCCAUUGUUUAACAUCCCGUUAGCCACGCCAGCUCCUGUGAGGAAGACUGGUGCUGAUGAUUUUCUCAAUUCGGAGAACGAUAAGAAUGACUAUGAUUGGCUUCUAACUCCUCCGGGAACUCCACUUUUUCCAUCUUUGGAGAUGGAAACUCAAAAAACUGUUAUGAGUCAGCUUGGUGAUCCAACUUCACGUCCCAAUGUAUUAAAAUCUAGAUUGGCAAAUUCUCUGUCAGAACCUAGUGGGAGGAGCAGCCUAGUAUGUAAACAAUCAGCUUUCUCGCCCGGGUUAAGUUCAUCUAGUGGCGUAACUAGGAGGCCCUCAUCAUCAUCAGGAAAUCCAGGAUCAAGACCUGCAACUCCUACUGGACGCCCUACAUUGACCAGAGUUUCAAAACCCAGAUCUUCAACACCUACUUCUCGGGCUACCUUAUCUUCAGCUAGGACGGCGGUUGCUACAAACAAGACCACAUCUUCUACAACCAAGCCUGUGGUUUCUCUUACAAAGAGUAUGAUUUCUGCCUCCAAGACUACGGUCGCUGCAACUAAACCCACAGUUCCAGCUAGAUCCUCUACACCUUUGUCAAGAUCUACUGUAAGAUCUUCAACACCAACUAGCAGGCCUACCAUACCUUCAUCCAGGUCCAUAUCAAGGGCAUCUACUCCAACUAGGCGACCAACCACACCAUCAAGUGCACCCAGCAUAUCUGCUCCUUCAGCUAAGGCUUCUUCAAUCUCCAAGCCAGCUCCGGUGGUGUCACAGCAACCAGCAUCUUCACGUGGCACUUCACCAACUGUAAGAUCAAGACCAUGGAAUCCAUCUGAGAUGCCUGGCUUUUCACUUGAUGCUCCACCCAAUUUGAGGACAUCACUACCAGAAAGGCCACUGUCAGCAACUAGGGGGAGGCCUGGAGCACCCAGUUCUCGGUCUUCAUCUGUUGAGCCAGCUCCUAGCGGCAGACCAAGGCGGCAAUCAUGUUCUCCUUCUAGAGGACGGUCCUCUGGCGGUUCUCAUCCUACAGGAAGCUCUAUGCCUGCUGUCAGUCGUGGGUACUCAAAAGCAAAUGACAAUGUCAAUCCUAUUGUAAUUGGCACCAAGAUGGUUGAGAGGGUAAUAAAUAUGCGGAAAUUAGCACCACCAAGGCUGGAUGACAAAAACUCUCCCCAUGGUAAUCUUUCUGGGAAGUCAUCUUCGUCACCAGAUAGCUCAGGUUUUGGAAGAACACUCUCAAAGAAAUCCUUGGAUAUGGCUAUUAGGCAUAUGGAUAUACGGCAAAGGGUUCCAGGCAAUUUACGACCAUUGAUGACAAACAUUCCAGCAUCUUCAAUGUAUAGUGUGCGCACGGGGGCUCAGCGUAGCCGUACUGUCAGUGUCUCGGGCUCACCUCAUGCCACAAGCAGUAAUGCUGGUUCUGAAAUUAGUGUAAAUCAAAAUGGAUACUGUCUAGAUAGUAGUGAAAUAGAUGAGGAUUUCGUCAGUGAGAGAGGUGGUCAAUCUCCGACCAGUGUCCGGGGCAGGUGAAGGAUGAGUCAUGUAUCUACAUUUAAAUGGCAAAAACAUUCUUUCAGCCAUGGUGGAUUUGCAUGUGAAGCUAACUAUGCUUAUGUUGUUGUAAAGUUUAUUGGAAGAAUGGAAGUGGUGUAACUUGUGUGUAACGGAAGGUAUUUGUGAUUAUGUUCCUAAUGGCCUAUCGUUCAUAUUGCCAUCAAGGAUGUUUUGUACUA